Aureobasidium pullulans EXF-150 is the source of this 917-nucleotide messenger RNA. RefSeq lists its product as uncharacterized. The transcript has a single exon. The coding region runs from base 374 to 838 and encodes 154 amino acids. The record is from RefSeq and is a predicted model, not a curated record. Lineage: Eukaryota; Fungi; Ascomycota; Dothideomycetes; Dothideales; Saccotheciaceae.
CGAAAGACAUACGCCGGUGCUUUGCAGAAGGCAGACGCCGAACUUCGAUUCCGGUUUUUGGAUCUGCCCAAGGAUGUUCGUCUCAAGAUCUAUCAUUCAGGUUUGCUCAAGGACAUGGCCGAACACCAAUGUGCUUACCAUGGCGAGCGACAGAUGCGUCGAAAUAUGAUCAAGUCUCCGCUGUUGCAGACGUGUCGACAGAUUCACUUGGAGGCUACACCCAUCUUCUACCACAUCAAUCGUUCCCCGCUAGAAUGCAGCAAGACUCCAGACCUCGAAUGCGCGGCGAGGAACCAAACGCUGGCUAUCAAUACUUGAAAACGCCCAUGCCAUCAGCAAUCACAUCAACGACAUCCGCCAUAUCACAUUGAUCAUGCAGUGCUGCAGAGAACAUCCGAUAGAUCAUGUCAAGAUUGAUCUCGGACUCAGAAACUCAAAGCAUUGGUUCACUUGCACAAAGCGAACAACGUACAAGAAACCGCUCAGAGGCUGCAUAUACAGAUUCCCCGAUCGCCUGGUCUGCCAUGACCGGACUCUCGCGCCACCCGUUUCACUUGCUCGGUGGUCAAAGCAGAUUGUGUCUGACGAUUUCUCCUCUGACGAAUCCGAAAUUGACGACGAUGACCCUGGUGAAUCUUCCUCCGGCGAAGUUGCAAACGAUAGGCCUUCAAAAGGCAUGAAAAUGAGUGCUGAGAACUUUGCUGCUGCCGAGGUUGCGGUAGAUGAGCUGUGGAAGACCUGCGGACAGAGCGGGCACAUGGUUCUCACCCACGAUGGGUUGCAAAACCUAUGCGAAGCGGUACAAAAGAUUGCCAAUGACAUGUGUCGAAGAGCAUAGAGAUGAACAAUGGGUACUGAAGACACAACUGCAGCGAUACACAACAUGUGCCAGAAGUUCAGCAACACUCAUCGAGAGC